GCUGGAUACAAUCCAAUGCGGUAUGUUAUGGAGGACGGAACUGUUCAUAGAGUUUGAUUUCCACUCGCGUGGCGUGGCGGCUCGCGUUUCCCAGCUUCCUCGCGUCAUAGGUAGUUGGGCGAUGGGUUUGUAUGUGAAGGACUCAUGCGCAAAAAUGAUAGAGAAUUCCAUGACGAUCCAUCGAGACAUUGAUGUAGAUGCACACUCCAAACCGUUCCACGAGGUUGUGCGAUGGCGCGAAUAGCUCAUGCUAUACUUGGCAUAUCUCGCGACUCUCUUCGUCGGCCUGGUAUCCCUACGAGUAUUGGAUUGAGCAAGGCAAUGGCCUUCGUAGUGGUGUGUGUGUGGGCGGCGACGGUACGUGGCGUUACGGGUGGGGAGUACGAUGGCGCUGCGUUGCUUUUGAUCGGAAGACCAUGACCGUAAAUCUACUAUGUCUAGACAAUGUUAGGCUUUCCGCAUCGGCGCGUUAAUAGACUUAUCGUCACGACACGGAGGCAGACAGCCGUGAGCGAUCCUCGUGUCACCCCUGAGUAUCGCAGGCAGUGUGUCUUACGAACAUGCUAAGAAGUUGAUGCCUGCACGUUUCAACCUUCCGAUGCACUGGUUCCUCAAACUGUGAUGGGCAGCUUUAUUUAAUCGUCG
This is a messenger RNA of Paraphaeosphaeria sporulosa, 645 nucleotides long. RefSeq lists its product as uncharacterized. The record is from RefSeq and is a predicted model, not a curated record. NCBI's taxonomy places the organism in Eukaryota, Fungi, Ascomycota, Dothideomycetes, Pleosporales, Didymosphaeriaceae. Bases 232 to 420 code for a protein of 62 amino acids. The transcript is spliced from 2 exons.